AUGAACCUUGUGACCCAACGGGAGGAUCUCCUUGGGCAGAACAACAAUACGUAUCGUGUAGAAGAGAAGGAGAGUUCUGCUUACUGGAACUGUGACUACCAGCAAGAAGCUCACAACAGAUACCUUCAUGUCUACAAGAUCACAUAGCAAGUGAACAAACUGGCACAGAUCAUCAAGGACAAACGUCAGGACCUGAUUUUGCCCAGCCAGCUGCUACGACGAGGAGGCCACAAAGAUGUGAGGCCGCCAUGA
Messenger RNA from Tinamus guttatus (white-throated tinamou), 252 nucleotides. Lineage: Eukaryota; Metazoa; Chordata; Aves; Tinamiformes; Tinamidae. The record is from RefSeq and is a predicted model, not a curated record.